ACUACAGACAGUUUAGCUUGUAAAUCACUUGAACCGAGAGUGCCUCUCAAAGAGUUCCAUGGGCAGGAAGGGAAAGGCUAUGCCGGUGCUUUACCAUUGAUAUCCUUACCAAUUGCCCUCCAUAUCCUUUACACUCGCGCUGUGACAGUCUCUCUAUUGAUACACAUUAAACACAGCAUACCAUGAAGUAUUCAACUUUCUUUUAUGUUAAACGUAUGGCCAAGCUUGGCGAAUAUAAACCACUUCCAUCGCAGACAGGGAGUGGUUUGUGCCACGUUGAACGCCAUCUGCCACGACACAAACAACUAAUAUCAAGAGCCCGGCAAAGAUGGGUCAAAUUUUGGUCUACCGCCGUCAGUGGCACAAUCAUAAUCAUCACAGAAUUGUCGCGCCUCGUCUUUCCGGUAAUGUGUCAUUCUCACAACGAUUAUUGGAGACCUCAUCCUCUCCUCUCGGCGCUUUCUGUAGGCUGCGCAAGUGUCGAGGCAGAUGUAUGGCUUAGUCCAGAUGGAGAAGACCUCCUUGUCGGCCAUGACAAACAAUCCCUUUCCUCCAGCAGGACACUACGAUUACUCUAUCUCGACCCACUGUUGCAGAUCCUAAACUCGAUGAAUCGGCCACCGGAUACGACAUUAAUACUGUUCAUCGACGUGAAGGACGACCCGGUGAAGACAUGGCCUUUGUCAUUCUGGGCUGGGCCCAUAACCAUCGUGGGCACAGGAAACAUAGUUCAGCGGCGCGACAUCAAUAUAGGUCCAGACCUUAAAGAAUGGCAGCAGCGCCAUGAUGCCUUUCUUCACGCUCCUUUGCAUUUGCUUACCGAAACUGGAUUCAGUCAAAGUGGCGAGUUUUACUGCCCUGAUGAAUUUGAAAACGAUAAGGCCAUUGGAAGUGCUCGAACGGGCUUCAGCGGGCAGCAGAUGGAAACUCUGCGAAACUAG
Molecule: messenger RNA, 941 nt
Organism: Fusarium redolens
Lineage: Eukaryota; Fungi; Ascomycota; Sordariomycetes; Hypocreales; Nectriaceae
Exons: 5
Coding region: 183-941 (252 amino acids)
Biological process (GO): lipid metabolic process
Molecular function (GO): phosphoric diester hydrolase activity
Source: RefSeq, a predicted model, not a curated record